Molecule: messenger RNA, 960 nt
Organism: Seminavis robusta
Lineage: Eukaryota; Bacillariophyta; Bacillariophyceae; Naviculales; Naviculaceae
Source: the annotation of a GenBank genome assembly
AUGAGUAGCCGAGGGCCGAAUCUCAGUGAGUAUCAGCAGGCUCUAGGAGUCCCACCGGGCAUGGGCCACCUCACUGAGGAACAUCGGCAUUUGUGGGAAGAGCUCUUUCGGAGGCAUCCCGCCAUGAUGGUAUUCCCAGAGGAACGAGAGUGGGCUCUUGCCAUCAAGCAGGCUGCUGCGGAAGACCCCGAGCUACUGCCACUGAGCGACCUAGAGUACUAUCAAUACGCCGUUGUCACGCAGGGUAACGUGGCCAAAUCCCUGCAGAGAAUGCGAGGUAUGCAACUGUUUCGCCAAGAAUACGGGAUCAACGAUACCAUCGAACAGGCGAAUGAAUUGAUACACGCCCUGUUGGUCCAACAGCCCGGUUUACUAUUGAGUGUCGACAAGGCCAAGACUUCGCCUCAGCAGCAGGGUCAAAUGGCCACCAUUGAUGCAGCACAACGAAUGUUGGCCGACCUUCAAUCUCAUUAUCUCAUGGUAUUUGAUUUUGCCAAAAUCAAUCCCAAAAACGUUAGACUCCCCAAGGACAAACGAGACUUGCUGGGAGCUUUGUAUUAUCUUCAUCAAUCCACUCAAAUUUCCCCCCGGUCAAUCCGAAACGGCAUACUGUUCAUUGCCGAAUGCGAUGGCAUGUCCUUUGAAAAUGUUAGUCUGGACUUUGUAGGUCCCAUAUGGAGAGAGUUGAAGCUCCACUAUCCCGUCAUUUUGAAAGAGAUUAGUUGGCUCCGGGCUGCCACAGCUGCCACCGUCAUGUACGGACUCUGCAAGCACUUUUUGCCACAAGAAGUCCAGAACAAGGUCAAUUUGGGUUGCGAGUUUGAAGCCUUUGAUGGGCGGCUCGAUGAAUUGUUCCUGACACAUCGUACGCAGGAAGAAAACAACUUGUGGAUUUUGCAGAGAGCAGAGACCAACUUGAGAGAGAGAGAUCGAACAGCCAGACUGCUUCUGUUGGCAUAG